UAAGCCGGUGAGAUAGCCUAGUUGGACUGGCGAAGCUCUUUGGGAUGAGGGCGGAGCGGCGGGCUGGACUAACACCUCCACCUUCCUGCACUGCAUGGGUUCGACCCUCAAGCGGGCCUAACAUAAGUGGCCUGGUCGUUCAUUCUGCCCCAACUCCAGCAAUGACUGCCUAUCCGACCGCAUUCCGUUUUUUCCAUGGUAUUUUCGUUCCCGACCCGACCCGACGCAACUCCCCGCCACCCCGGCUUGAUACAUACACAACACCGCGGCAGCACGCUACCAGAGCUCCGGGACGGCAUCCACUUCUCACUGCAUGUGAGCGGCCUGCCGGUUGAUGCCACUUUGAUCCAUCAUCUCAUUCAGGGCCCAGCACCACUGGUUCAUCAGUGCAAUCGACUCACAAUGCUGUGGAGAGCACCGCUGGAGGCCGGAGAUGAUGGUCUGCUUCUGCUGAAGGUGCUCCUCCACUUCUCCCGAUCAUCAACUUCAGACACCAAACCAAAAAAAAAAAAAAAACAGCUCACACUCAGACACUCAGAUACUCAGAUGCGAGCAAAGGCAAUCCUCAGUCGAUUAAGACCACCAACAACCCACCACCAUCGACUCAAGAACCACCAUCAUCAACCAACUCAACCACCCACAUCCUCAUCCCAUCCAUCCAGAUUCAAUUCAACCUGUUCUCAUUCACCACCACUCCCACCACCACCAGCUCAGUCACUCUCAACUCAACUCAAGUCACUCUUCAUCACCGAUCAACUCCAGUCAGACCCACAAGACCAAGAACAGCCAUCAAACCAUCAAUCAUCUACUAGACUCCUCUCAAACCAAACCACACCCUCCUCGAUCGAUCUAGCCUACCUCAAAGAACUCUCAGAAUCCUUAAACUCAGACUCAUACCACCAACUCUCAUCACCUGCCUUCUCACAGAUCCUCAACCAUCUCCAUUCAAAUGACCUCUUCAAGUACCUCUCCCCCGGCUCAUUCGACUUACUACUCGACUUCAACCCCGAGGGAGAAGAGAAACAAUCGAUCCAAUCCACCCACUACUAUCUAUACCAUCGAAUCAUCUUCCUACUCGAUCGGAUCUACGAACAUAAAGAGCUCUUCACCCAACAUGAUCUCGACCGCUUUCAUUCAAUCUCCCUCAAACGACUGGCUCAUGUGGGCCUCUUCAGAGCCGCCGAAUUGAUCUGGGACCAGCUCAUCAGCCCCUCUGCAACUGAUCGACAAGACGACCAGAUCCUGAUGCUCGACUGUAUCCGAACCGCAUUCCUUAAUCAUCAAAGCUCUUCUCAAGCCCAUCAACAGAAUCAUAUCGAUCAUACUACUGCUCACGAUAAUCAAGAAUACCAUCGAGAAUUACUGCCGCUUUCAUCGAAAGAUUUCAAGCGGAUGAUCAAUCUGACCGAAUCGAUCGGCAAGUCGCUAUUGACCAGUACGACGAAUAGGAUGGAUCGGGUAACCGAACGAUGGACCGUCCGGACGGUGGCCGAGAUAUUUGGCAUCCAGGGGGAACGGACCCGGUUAGCAGACUGGCUGAGCAAACAACGCUCGCUCGACCUCGAUUUCCCGGACAAUGGGGCCAGUUGGUCGGAUCCAAAACUGACGGCGAUCGUGGUGAGGAUGUUCAAAGACCAAGGCCAACUGGAAAAAAUGAUCAUGAUCUAUGAGGCCGCCCUUCAUCCAUCCUCGAGCAUGCUUGCCCAUCCAGGGAGCUCCUUUGGGCAGAUCUUCGAAGACUCAUUAGAACCUGCCACUCUCAAGACCCUUCCUGACGAGAAACACUUUAUUUCGAAUCGAAGGAGCAAAGAGCAGGAUGAGAACAGCCGAAUGGGACGGAAGAGGAACGCGAUCCUCACCCGGACCUACCACGACCUGAUCUCGGCUUGUGCGCAAGCAAAUCGGCCCCAUCUGGCGCUCCAUUACCUAAGCGAAGCGGUAGCGGAGAACGAAGCGUAUGUGGAGCGGCUACCGGAGGACCAUACGAUCGAGCCGCCGGUGCCCCAUCUGCGUCUACAGCCAGCGACAUACGCCGAGCUGAUUCCCAGCCUGGUGAAGAAGAAGCGGGACACCCAACUGCGCAAGGUGCACGAGCUUUCGGAGCGUCUUGUGCGGACGACGGUUGCCGAGCUGCAAUGGAUCCGGCUGCGGGCCGCCGCCAAGGCCGACCGUCUUGCGGAGGACCCACAGAAAGACAGUAGUCCUUGGGGCCUCGUCCUUGCCGCCAUCGUCCCCCAUCUCUCGGGCCAUCCUCAGACGGACUUGGAGGCCUCGAAGAGCCAGAACCUGGCCCUCGAGAAGGCCGUCUUCACCCAUGCUAACCAGCCCGCCCUCGACGCCGCUCCUCGCAGUCGAACUCCCACACCGGAUCUGACUCGUCAACCCGAGCAUCACAUCGCGUUCAUUAGGAACCUCGAAAGGGCUACCUUCCUCAGCAAGUCCCUCGCCCAUUCCGUCCUUCUCCUCCAUCGACUCACCCAUCUCAUCGAUAAGACUCGCAUCAAUAGAGAUAUCCGCUUCCAACAUCAUCUCCUCAAGAAAAAGAAAAAUAAUAAUAAGGCCCUUUCGUCCGUUCAUUCCCGUGCUCCCAAUCUUCCUCGCCCGCCUCUCAAUCAUCAUCAUCAUCUUCCUUCUUCUUCUCAAUCUUCUGCUCAAUCUUCGGCUAAUCAGAUUAGAACUCUUGAACGUAUAGACGCCCUUAUUGAUAAAAAACGCUCUUUACGCUUCGCAAACCCUUCUUCUUCUUCUUCUUCUCCUUCUAAUUCCAACUGAAACUAGCUUGACUUGUCUUUCCUUCUUCUCCUCCUUAUCAUUAUUUUUUCUGUGUGUUUCAGCGGUCACCUUAAUACACACACCUUUUUGUUAUGUCUUUGCUCGUUUUGUAAGGUCUCUUCUUUUUUCUUUUAAACCGUUUAUUUGAGCAUCCAAAAAAAAAACCCCAAAAUUAAUAAACAGGGAUAUAAGAAGAAAGAAAGAA
Puccinia graminis f. sp. tritici CRL 75-36-700-3 is the source of this 2977-nucleotide messenger RNA. RefSeq lists its product as uncharacterized. The transcript is spliced from 3 exons. Bases 196 to 2772 code for a protein of 858 amino acids. NCBI's taxonomy places the organism in Eukaryota, Fungi, Basidiomycota, Pucciniomycetes, Pucciniales, Pucciniaceae. The record is from RefSeq and is a predicted model, not a curated record.